This is a messenger RNA of Aspergillus candidus, 845 nucleotides long. RefSeq names its product DUF202 domain-containing protein. NCBI's taxonomy places the organism in Eukaryota, Fungi, Ascomycota, Eurotiomycetes, Eurotiales, Aspergillaceae. The coding region runs from base 200 to 733 and encodes 177 amino acids. The transcript has 2 exons. The record is from RefSeq and is a predicted model, not a curated record.
GGCCGUCACGUGGAAUGUCAUCGGAUCCCCGAUCGAAAGACGAACAUGAACAAUGCUGGAACUGCUCACAACUGACAACUCUUCAUGGUGGUCGCUGCGAGCGAUAUGCACACCUUCAUGAUAUGCUGACCGUAGAUGGGCAUAUCCAUUGCUCCGAUUACCCUCCAAGACAAUCCACAGACCAGGUCGUGCCAUCAUCAUGGAGCACGGUACAGCAGGGGGGGAGCCAACCCUCCCCCGACCCCCAUAUAACCCGAUCAUAAACAUGGCCAAUUCAAAGCCAGUCAUAGUGGACGAACACCUCCAACACAAACACCACAUCUUCCUCUCCCGUCCCUACCUCGGCGCCCUCCUCGUCGAGAACUCCACCUCCGACGCACGCGACCACUGCGCCAACGAACGAACCUUUCUCUCCUGGCUCCGUCUCUCCAUGUACCUCGGCGUCGUGUCCAUAGCGAUCAUCAUCUCCUUCCAUUUCUACGGCGUUUCGACCAGUCUCGAGCGUCGCAUGUCGCUGCCGCUAGGGAUCAUCUUCUGGGUCUUGAGUCUAGGGUGUCUGGUGAACGGAUUCGUGAACUACGUUCGGACGGUCAGGAAAUAUAGCCAUAAAGCGGCGCUCGUGCAGAGUGGGUGGGUCACGGAGGUUAUAUUCACCGUGGUCGGCGCGGUUAUCCUAGGGAGCUGUAUCUUGUUCCUGGCUACUGAUGCUAAGAGCAGUACGAAUACGGGUUAACCACAUAUGCGUAUGGGCAGACUGUGAACUCUAGCUUUCUAUUCCUGCCCUACUUUGCAGCAUCCAUGGGAAUCCUACUCUACAUUGAACGGACUGGUGACUGGCAGUGACA